Molecule: messenger RNA, 350 nt
Organism: Eptesicus fuscus (big brown bat)
Lineage: Eukaryota; Metazoa; Chordata; Mammalia; Chiroptera; Vespertilionidae
Product: translation initiation factor IF-2-like
Exons: 2
Coding region: 1-324 (107 amino acids)
Source: RefSeq, a predicted model, not a curated record
AUGGCGUGGAGAGGCGAGGGGAGGGGCCGGCCGCGGCCGCCGGGCGGCGGAGGGAGGAGCGCGGCGGCGGGCGGCGGGAGCGAGGCGCUCGGAGGCAGCCGCGCAGGCAUUGCAGCAGAGCCCCGAACUCGGGAGGCGGCGGCGGCGGCGGCGAGGUGGGGACGGCACGGCCCACGCCCGCCCGUGGCCUCGCGUCCGCCACUGCACCCGAAGGGAAGAGCUCGCCGGGCGCCGGGGGAGGUCGGGCGCGGGCGCCUCCGCGGAGCGAGCCGGACGGAGCCCGGGCGCGGAGCCGCGGCGCCUCGGGAAAUGUUUGGAUUGUGAGCUGUUUCAGAACUCUGUUCUCAGGA